AUGGCCAGCCAACUCUCCAAAGCCUUUCUUCCAGCUCCAAAAUUCACAGAAGAAAACGUUCCCGACCUCACAUCAAAAGUUUACAUUGUCACCGGUGCCUCAGCAGGCUUAGGCAAAGAGCUUGCUAGUCUCUUAUAUAGCCGUAACUGCACAGUUUACGUUGUGGCACGUUCAGCAGAGAAAGCAAACACUGCGAUAUCUUGGAUCAAGGAGCGCCACCCAAAUGCAACUGGUCAGCUGCACUUCCUCAAGCUAGACUUCAAUGAUCUACGAGGGAUCAAGUCUUCCACCGAAGAGUUUCUGAAUAGGGAAAGGAGACUGGAUGGCAGCAAGACAGAGCAAGGAUAUGAACUACAAAUCGGCACGAAUUGUCUAGCGCCUUUCUUGUUCACAAAAUUGAUUACGCCGAUACUCGUGCAAACUGCCAAAUCAAGUCCACCUGGUAGUGUCAGAGUGAUUUGGGUGUCCUCGAGCGCAGCAGAGGUCGUUGCACCGUGGGGUGGAGUUGACAUGGACAACCUCGAUUUCAAGAAGGACCAAUCAGCAACAACAAAAUACGCCACUAGUAAAGCGGGCAACGUUUUACAUGCGAUUGAACAUCAGAGAAGAUACAGGAAUGAGGGAGUGGUUAGCACUGCACUUCAUCCAGGCCUCCUCAAAUCUGAUUUGACGCGACAUUCAGGGGCCUUAUUGAGUUUGCUUUCCAGGCCCUUUCAGCAUGCACCAGUAUAUGGUGCCUAUACGGAGCUUUUUGUAGGACUGGCACCUGAAGCAGCGAAUCUCAAGGAAGAGGAUUGGGUCAUCCCCUGGGGGAGAAUCGUAGAGGUCCGGAAGGACCUUGUGACCGAUGGUAAAGCAGGACCUUUUUGGGAGUGGAGCGAGAAGCAGGUAGAGCCAUAUACAUAGGGAUUGAAAGUAAACUACCACGGCUGGGUAUACAUGGCAACGGGUUCUUUUUGUUUUUCAGAUCGAGUACUUUUAGAUUUUCACCCUUUUUCACCAUAUUUUUGUUUGCAAAGUCUAUGUCUAAAGCCAAAGCGAUGCAGCGUUACCUAGUUUAUGCACGCAUUGCCUAGUCGAGCUAUCCAGCAC
Messenger RNA from Bipolaris sorokiniana ND90Pr, 1092 nucleotides. RefSeq lists its product as uncharacterized. The transcript is spliced from 3 exons. NCBI's taxonomy places the organism in Eukaryota, Fungi, Ascomycota, Dothideomycetes, Pleosporales, Pleosporaceae. The record is from RefSeq and is a predicted model, not a curated record. The coding region runs from base 1 to 906 and encodes 301 amino acids.